Messenger RNA from Ceutorhynchus assimilis (cabbage seed weevil), 531 nucleotides. Lineage: Eukaryota; Metazoa; Arthropoda; Insecta; Coleoptera; Curculionidae. The record is from the annotation of a GenBank genome assembly.
AUGACUCCAUUAAGUCUGGAAAAAAGAUGCACGUUUUGUCGAAAAUUUGGUCAUACUGAAGAUAAGUAUCUAGAUCAGCCAAAUUCUAAUUCUAAGUUUCACAAAUACGUUACUGUAAAUAACAAACCCCCUUUAGCAUAUGUAGGCUUGGGCAGUUCUUGUGGUAUCAUAUGUUUAGAAGAAGCUCAGCGAUUAAAUUUAGAUAUCGAUAACAUAAAUGUAACUAGAUUAUAUGGAUACGGCAAUGGACGCAUCAAUACAAUUGGGACGAUCGUUAUUAGCAUGAAAAUAGAUGAAGUAGAAGCAACUAUUACUGCCCAUGUGGUUCCAAAUUCGGCACAAGAGAUUCCGAUUCUACUUGGAAGAAACUUUACCGAACAAAAAGAUAUUCUUAUGAUUAAAGAUGACGUUUCUUUGAAGAUAUUUAGAAAUUUGUCUCCUCAUUUGCCAGAGUUAGAGCCCGAUCUGACUGAUCGUAAAGUUGUACUCCGUAUAUCAUCGGCAGCCACCUUAAUGCCAAAUACUCUAUAG